Dinoponera quadriceps is the source of this 3846-nucleotide messenger RNA. RefSeq names its product spermine synthase (gene Sms). The transcript is spliced from 8 exons. Gene Ontology annotation, molecular function: spermine synthase activity. Lineage: Eukaryota; Metazoa; Arthropoda; Insecta; Hymenoptera; Formicidae. Bases 114 to 1214 code for a protein of 366 amino acids. Gene Ontology annotation, biological process: spermine biosynthetic process. The record is from RefSeq and is a predicted model, not a curated record.
AGCGAUAUAUCGCUCCUUACCGCUGGCAGUGACAAUCGAGGCGACGUCGAGCGGAAUCGAGCGUUUACCUGAGCUGGUCGCGUGAUAAAUAUUAUUGCAUAAUUAUAAAAACCAUGGUGGCCCACACAGUACUUCUGGACUUUACAGUGUCUGGUAGUAUGAUCGCCGAUGUAGAGAAGCGAUCAAACCUGAAAUCGGCAAUUUCCAAUGUACUGGCGGAGCAUUUCACUGGUCUCAAGCCAUUGACAGAAUCCAGUAUUGAUGGCAGUUUGCUCGUUUUAUACACUGGGCCCAGGGGCAGUCUGAUCACUGUCAGAGGAUACACGGAAGGUCUGAUUACCUUAAACAUCGAGUAUUACAAACAGGACGACGAAGAGGCACUUCUGACUUUCGAGCAGUGGCGAUACUUGGAAGCUGAUGUUGCCAUGGCUUUGAACAGCCAGCGCAGCAAGCGUUUACCGCCAGUAAGACGAGGAACCAUAUAUGACCUCUAUCUGACGCUAUCAGACGAACGGCUGCUCGAGUAUGACAUCGACAAGCUCGUGUUCGAGGCUAGAUCGCCGUACCAGAAGGUGCAAAUCGUGCACUCCAAGUCGCUGGGCAAUUUGCUGGUGCUGGACGAGCUACAGAACAUGUCCGAGGCAGAUCUCAUAUACACAGAGACGCUGAUGCAGCGCGGCAAGGAGAACUAUGCAGGCAAGGACAUAGUCAUACUCGGCGGCGGUGACGGCGGCUUGUUGUGGGAAUUGCUGAAGGAGAAGCCGAAGUUUAUCACGAUGUUGGAAAUCGACGACAUCGUGAUGAAAGCUUGCAGUCAGCACAUGAGAAGCAUAUGUGGCGACUGCCUGGACAAAAGAAAGGGCGACAAUUACGAGAUCAUAGUCGGCGAUUGCGUGAAAGCAUUGGCGCAUAUGAUCGCGGAAGGCCGUAGAUUCGAUUACGUCUUCGGCGAUCUGACGGACAUUCCUAUUAGUACAACGCCGCACGGUGAUGCCUGGGAUUUCAUUAGAUUAAUUCUCAACUCCUCCAUGAAAGUAUUGAAGCCCACCGGCAAGUACAUGACGCACGGAAACGGCGCAUCUUGCCCAGAAUCCUUGAAAAUGUACGAGGAUGUCCUGUCGCAACUGUGCGUGCCCGUGACGUUCACGAAGGAUCGCGCCUUCGUCCCAUCCUUCUUCGAGGACUGGAUUUUCUACCAAGUCUCACCGAAAUGAUGGAGUAAAGGAUGGAGUUCGGGCAGGACCUGGAGGACCACGCCAAAGCAGCCUCCUCACAGCCUGCUGCCUCUCUUAUGACCCAAGCUACUCCCUAGUUUAGCCUUCUUAAUUAACGAAAUUAGUUCCUGAGCGAGGCGAAUCAAACUAUCAUAUUGAUCUAAUUCAUUCUUUUGUAACACAAUAACUGGAUCAGUCGCGCAUUUCCUUCCGUUACAUUUUCGAGAGAAUCUGUUUUUUUUCUCUCUCUCUCUUUCCAUGAUCGACCUGAUGACAAAAUAACGACAGUGCUGGAGGACAAAGUAACGGGCACUCUGAUAAUAGUAGAAAUACUUUAUCUCGUGUAGUAUAAAAGCAGUCUCUACAUAAACAAACAUUUUCUUUUAUUUCGGGGACUAAGAGGAUAGUCUCGUGACAAAUGCCACUUGAAUUCAGUGAAUUCAAUUUGAACACGCGGAACACUGUCGAUAUAAUGAUAAGUUUCAAAAGCUGUUGCUCCGUUUACAUCUAUCGGAGAUAUGUUUCUUCGUAGGUGAACAAGUAUUUUUUUUUUUUUCGAUAAUACAAGAGUAAUAGCGUAACUAAGUAAUAAAAAUUUUAAUGCUUAUCAGCACAAAGAUGGCGAAGCUCAUAAUUCAUUAUUCUACUUUUUCAGGUAGGAUUAAUUUUACAAUUAUUGACACGAAUUAUGCAUUUAUUUCAAAAUCUUAUCCGUCAGGUGCGACCAGCAUCACUUUUUGUGUUUUACGAAUUGCUGUAAAAUUCGACUUCCUCCAUCGCUAUCUCAAUAUCGUACUGUUUGCAAAAUGUACUUUGCAAAAGUCGUAUUGUUUCAAUUAAUCGUUGCGUGAAGUAUACUAUACACAAAGGUGCUGAUUUCAUUCGUUUUCUUUCCUUCGAAAGUAGACGAGACGAAAGAGAUUUAGUAUUUCAAGAUUUGUUCCUUUUUGUAUCCGACCGCGCGCUGAGGAGAUCGGUUUUGUUGUUGAUCCUUUAUCAGUGCUUCUGAAUUACUGAAUUAUAUUUACCGCAGCGUUGCACUGGGACGUUCCCUUUCCAGUGCAACACUGGGUUUACCGUACAACUGGGUUUACGGACUGUUCGUGAUUUCAAUCGCUUUAUACUCAAAGUCGUUCUCUUCGUUUUGCCAGUAAAAGGAUUAACAGCAAUAAUGAUACACCCGUGACGUUACUUGGCGCGUGUCACAGCCGAUCUGCCUGUCUGCGGUAGCUCGUGUAUCGAGAUACCUAUGCGAUGUACAUACGUAUGUCGCAUAUACGUACAUAUAUUCUGUAUUGUAAGGCUCGAUGUAAGGACGACGAGAAUUUUGUCAGGAUAAAUUAUUUUUCUAGCAAACGCGGUUCUUUCCUCUGAUUUGAACAAUCGACGAAGCGAUCGACAAAUGAACAUACACCCGUAUAUAUACACGCACUCGAUUAACCCUAAACAGUAUAAAACAUUCUAACGCGUACAUAUCGGUAUACUAAAUUUAUAUACGAACUUUAAUUGUAACGAAAUCUCUCAAUAUUAUACCAAUAAACUCAUCGUUCUAAUGUGAAACGUCACGAAAUGAACUUCAGUGUUCGGUGAUCCGCUCGAAGGAAACUUUCGAUGAUGGAAUAUCUCUCUUUAGAUAAAUCUUAUAAAGACACACACUUCACACCGUAUUAAUGUCAGAGAUCAUGUGUCGCACUUAUACGGUUUAGGGUUAAGAAAAGAUGAAACCAACAAUAAAUAAAUCCCAUGUGGGCAUACAAAGCAAUGUGAGUUAAUUUUAAAACAACGACGGAUAUCUCCAAGUCACACACGCACAUACAUCUCUCAAUUCCCUGUGCGAUCUUAUACAAACGAUAUUAAUUUAUUAAAGACCUCAUCUCUCCUGACAGUAUUAAAAACGAUUAAAUACGGAAGCACGCUCUCAACGUAACGUAAAUCGGUAACGUAAAUACGGAAGCGGAUGAGUAACGGUGAAAUAUACAAAGAGAAGCCUAGAUUGCUCCCGUUCAUUAUGGGUAAUUGUCGGAGCUUUUAUAUAUGUUCUCGAUAACCGAGCACUCGAAUCAAUCGAUUAUAAUAUGAUCGAUGAGCGUACGCACAAUCUAAUCACGUAAGUGCGGAGAAAGAGUCGGAAUUAUGACGUAACAAUGAAUUAGAUCGUUCGAUUAUUUACAACAAUGUACAGUCGUCAAUUUCAUCCCUCGGGAAAAAGCUGUCGCGUGCGUGCGCGUGUGUAUGUGUGUGUGUGUGUGCGUCAUUGUGCUUUUAUCCACUGUCGAGCUUUGUGGAACGAUAUAGCAACGUACGUUGAAUUCCACCACACUCGACUGACAAUGAUCAAUUACGUAAAGGCCGUUAGCCUGCGGUAUAAACUGAAAAAAAAAAACUUAUAUCUACGAUAUAAUAAAUACGCGAUUUUUUUUAAUAGAACAAACAGCCUUAUAAAUUGUAUAAUUCGGACAUUUUAAGCGAUACUUUUCGCUAAAAGGGCACUGAUCGACCUGUUCGAUAUUUCGAUAUUUCGAGGACGAUGAACACGUUUCUUAUAUGAAGCAAAGAAUACCGUGAUGAGCAUCUGCCGCCGAGAUACUGAAGUUUAUCGCGUUCGAUGUGCACAAUAAAUUCUUUUCUUGUA